This is a messenger RNA of Symbiodinium necroappetens, 2039 nucleotides long. NCBI's taxonomy places the organism in Eukaryota, Dinophyceae, Suessiales, Symbiodiniaceae. The record is from the annotation of a GenBank genome assembly.
GCACUUUAGAGGCGGAGCUGGGAGUGGAGGAACCUGACUGGUCAGGAGACGAAUCUCCGGACAUCCCCGUGGCCAUCGCAAAAACAGAAGAGGACGAGGAGAUGCCCGCAGCAGAAGAAGCUGCUGACCAAGAGGCCCCCAAGCGUCCCAAGCGGAUUGUUUUGGCCACUGGCCAGCUAGCCCUUCUGAGGGCUCUCGCAGCCGCCAAUGCCAGCAACUGGGCAGAUAUCCAGAGGACCCUCAAGGAGACCCCUGGAGAAGCCGGAGACAAGGAAGACCUAGUCAACAACCUCACCGACCUCGCUGCCACUUAUGCGAAGAAUCGGGCCGAGUGCUCACGGGCCGCCGCCCUCAAAGCGGAAGAGCUCGCGGACCUCGAAGGGGAAGAGGCUGAGUACUUGGCUGCGCUGCCUCCCCACCUUCUGGAGUUGGAACGCAAGAACCCGGUCAGGCCAAGCCUCUCCGCGCACCUGGGUUGGGUGGAACACGAGCGGUUCAAGCGAGAUGCCGAGAUUGCGGGCGUGUGGAUGGCUCGACGCUGUGAAAAGUCUAGGUUACGGGCAGCCAAGCACAGGGCGAGCCGACAAGCCGAAACGGCGGGUAACGCAGCCCAAGACCCGGUGUCAGACCGAGUGGAUGCCGGCUCCCACCUUAGUUUUCAACUGCGGGAAGCAGCACGGGAGUCGCUGCGAGAAUUUCGGGCCGAAUUGAGAGCCGGGGCACUCGACACGCCGUUCCGGGCUGGAGAUGUCCCCAAGCGAAAACCAGAAUCCUCCCGCCGGAGGCGGCUUAAGUGGCAGCGUUUCAGCAAGAAGGGCGUCCCUCCCGGUGUGUCGAGUUCCAGCUGUGGGUCUACCCCGCCGUGGCUCGCUUCGAGCCCGGCGAAGUAUGACCCUACCGACGCCGACCGCAACCACCUCUUUGCACAAGCCACCUGCCGGCCUGAGGAAGCUCCGAAUGGCCUUGAGUGGGAAAGGGGCUUCCACUGGGGAAUCCUGUGCGCUGUGUGUGCCGGCGGGCUGCUUUGGGCCGCGACUUGGUGCUGCCGCAGAGCAUGGGGCGAAACUGUGGCCCACACGACGCCGAAGCCACCGCCAGCGAUGCCACCAUGGGUGGCUCCAGGGCCUAGGUUCAGCAUGUCGCGGGACAGCGACUCAGAGGCUGAAAAAAGAAAGGCGCCUAUGUCUGAAGGAAGUUCCCCUCGAGCUGCCAAACGGGCCUACCCUGACAACGGUCCGCAAGCGGGGGUGCUCCCGGCCAACGCAUGGGCGAGAGAAAGCCUGAAGCUCGUUCGGGAUCACCUCUCCCCGGCAACUCAACGGCUCUACGAUAGCCACUGGCGAUGGUGGGAGCUCUUUACCCGGAGAAAAGGUGUCUCAGCCCUUCGCACCGUGGAUCGGUUCGAUCCCGGUGAAGAAGCGCUUUUCCUCGACUACUUGGUGUACCUGUUUGUGGGACAGGGCCUCGCUGCCGCUACAGCACAAGCCCGGCUCGGGGCUAUCCGCAGUGUCCACCUGCAACUUGGUUUCCCGGACCCGCUCAAACCGCUCCCGCGGCUCCUUCUCGCCCUCGAAGGGAUCCGCAGAAGGAGAGGACCGGUCACGAAGCGCAGGCCGGUCACCCCCUGCAUGCUGGCACGAGCCAAUAGCGCCCUUCCGCUUGACUUGUGGGGAAGACUGUCCUGCGCGUUGCAGCUGGGGUUCUUCUUCCUACUGCGAGUCUCCGAAAUCGUGGGAGGGUCGAACCCACGACUGGGACUCCGGGUCAAGGACGUCGCCCUCUUUUGUGGAGGGAAGCAGCUGCGUCACCCGUCCUUUGAGCAAGCGGACGAGGUGCAGAUCGUUGUGAGAGCCUCCAAGACUGACCCAGAAGGAGAGACCGCUACGAGGAAUUUGUACCGGAGCGGUGCCGAGGUGUGCCCCGUGCUCGCCACCGCCAGGUACAUGGUCUUGCUGUGGAAGGAGUUUGGCGAACCUGCGCCGACCUCCAAGUUUUUUCCGCACUUGUCGAGGCAGGACAUACAAGAAGUUCUGCAGACG